Dioszegia hungarica is the source of this 2520-nucleotide messenger RNA. RefSeq lists its product as uncharacterized. The coding region runs from base 1 to 2520 and encodes 839 amino acids. Gene Ontology annotation, molecular function: protein binding. NCBI's taxonomy places the organism in Eukaryota, Fungi, Basidiomycota, Tremellomycetes, Tremellales, Bulleribasidiaceae. The record is from RefSeq and is a predicted model, not a curated record. The transcript has 4 exons.
AUGUCUGGGCAACUCGCCGCUCUCUUCGCCCUCCUCCCUCUUCUCCCUCUCAUCUCUGCCUGGUCGCCCGCUGCGCGGUGGGGCCACGAUGCUGUCUACGUCCCCAGCCAGGACGCCAUGUAUGUGGUCGGUGGACAGGUCCUCUCGCCUGGAGUGCAGGUGACGAAUGAUGUUUUGAUCUAUCCGUUGAACGGUACCAACCCCUCUUGGACGGUCGGACCUAGCGUCAACCUCCCUCCGCAUGCUUUCGCCUCGGUAGCGCUCACUCCAGACGGCAAGGACCUGGUCGUUGUUGGCGGAAUGACAUCGGACUGCGGCACCGACGCCUUGACGCACACGCUCGAUCUGAAGGGGAAUGGGAGCUGGGUGCAUGCGAGUCCGGAAGGCUUGGUUCGGCGUAGAGGGGCGGGCAUGGGGGUGAUGAAGGAUUCGGGGAAGUUGAUGUUGGUCGGCGGUGUAGCGGAUCAGUACUCGUGUGCCUCGUACACCACUGCCUUCCCCGCUGUCGACACUCUAAACCUCCCCCUCUCGACCUCCUCCGUCGAUUCCACCCAUGAUCUCCCUGGCAACCUCACGGGCUCGUCCCUCGCCGUGUCCGACUUUGCUAUGACGACCUCCUCGGACGGAAAGAAGAUGUACCUCCUUAGCGGCCAGACCAGUACUGGCGCUCUCGUCGCCCUUGAUACCGCCGGCGUAUGGACCAACGGGGCGGGCUGGGCGUCUCAGAAGCUCGGCGGAAACAUCCCCGUCGGUCGGGUCGGUGCGAGUCUCGUCGCCCACCCCAACUUGGACCUGCUCGUCCUCCACGGCGGAGCGCGAGACGACCGAGGCUCGGACCUCUCGACCUCCCUCCUCGCUCUCCUCAACACCACCUCGUGGCAGUGGACCAUCCCCUCCACUCUCCAGCCCCCGCAGUCAUCCUCCGUCUCGUACCACUCGGCCAUCAUGACCCCUACCGGCGUCAUGAUCUCCGCCUUUGGAAUGUCCGGGACCGGCUCGCCCCGCUCCGACAUGUUCUUCCUGGACAUGCGGGACCCCUCCGCUUCUGCCUGGUCAUGGAAGAGCGCGUGGAAAAACGACAUGCUCCAGGCGUACGUCACCCCCUCCACCGAGUCGACAUCGACCGGCGGCGGCUCCGUGCCCGUCAACGCUAGCAUGGGCACCUCUUCCUCGCGCCUCGCAUCAAUCGUCGCCCCCGUCGUCAUCCUCUCGGUCAUCGGCAUCCCCAUCCUCGUCUUCUUUAUCCGGCGCAAGAUGCGGAUCGCCAAGAAACGGCGGAUGGCGCGCCACUUUUCCUUCUCGUCCCAAGAGGACGGCGGGGACUUCCACUCGCCUCUCAACGGCAGCGGGAGGAGCCAGAGCCGGACCCAGCACUACCCCUUCGGUCCCGACUCGGCUCUGGACGAGAAGGAGGACGCCUCCCUCUUGUCCGACUUCAAGUCCAACAUGGUCGGUCUGGUCGGCCGCUUCCGGCGUCGCUCGUCCCAUGAUGAGAUGCGCCAUAUCACCGCUGGGAAGGGCAAGAAGGGCAAGUACAAUGAAAAGUCGAUGAAGUGGGAGGAAAUUGAUUUCGGACUGGGCGAGGUUGAUUCUCGGCGUGGAUCUACCCCUCAGACCGGAUUCCAGCCCUCGUCCCGCCGGUCCUCAUUCUCCGCUACCGGAUCCCCUCCCGAGGCGCGGUAUGUCGACUCGGUACCUAUGCCUGGUGACAGCAUGCCUGAGCCCGUCUACCCAAUCAUGAACCCCUCUACGCCCCCUCAUCGCCCCGUCUCCCCCUCGGCGGCCCCUCCGGUCGAUGAAGGCCUCGACUGGAACAUGCUCCAACAAGACCUGGACAACCGGCCCGCAUUCCGCUCCAUCUCCCCUACCUCCCCCCUCCGGUCCCAUCAGACCUCACACCAAGCCCCAUCUACCCCACCGCGAAUCAAUACCCAAUUCGUGGCAGGUGGAAACCCCUUUGCGGACCGUCAUGCCCAAGUCCACUUUGAGCCCCAAGGCAGGCGGUCCAGCUCGCCCGUCUCUCCCGCUCCGGCCCUCCCGUACCUCGACUUCCAGACCCAGCAGUCUCCUACCUCUGCUGGAACUGGAGGCGGAGGCGCCCGACCCAGCUCGCCGAGCAGCAUCACAUCCAUCAAUCCCAAGACUGGCCGUCGCACCUCGUACGAAGUCCCCGUGACCCCUCCCCGGGAGCUGCAGAUGCAGGCGCAACAGUCCCCUCGGUCCGUAUCCUCGCCUAUCGGUCACGGUGCCAGGCAGCUCGCUGGGAACUUUGACAGGCGCGGAUCGGCUCCUACCUUUUAUACCGCCCCGUCAUCGCCUGCUAGCCCUACGCCCGCCUCGGCCUCGGCCUCCCCGGCCACUCGGUACGAGCCCGGAACGAGGCGCGGGUCUAUCCCGUACAUCAACCAGAUGGGCAGCCCUAUGAUCCGGACUGGGAGUAGCGGGGGUGAGCGCAGAGGAAGCCAGCUGAGGGUGUGCAAUGUGACGGAGGAGGAUGGGCAGCAGGGGCAGGCCAUCUAA